Molecule: messenger RNA, 5344 nt
Organism: Amphibalanus amphitrite
Lineage: Eukaryota; Metazoa; Arthropoda; Thecostraca; Balanomorpha; Balanidae
Product: adenylate cyclase type 9-like
Exons: 7
Coding region: 265-3879 (1204 amino acids)
Biological process (GO): cyclic nucleotide biosynthetic process; adenylate cyclase-activating G protein-coupled receptor signaling pathway; intracellular signal transduction
Molecular function (GO): adenylate cyclase activity
Source: RefSeq, a predicted model, not a curated record
CCGACCAACCGCCGCGUUGCGCGUGCUGCUCUGCGUCGUGUGAGUCUGCUCUGGUGAGCUCGUGGUGCGGGAACCAACAGGUGGUGAUUGGUGUCAAUUCCGGUUGGAUGGGUCGAAGAAUUGUCGAGGAGUGCUCAGAUCGUAUAGCGCGUUGGUGAUUGAGGUGAACGGGAGUGGAUGCGCUGAAAGUGAGACGACCUCCGAUCACUACGUCACCCUCGUGAAUCUCUCCUGAUGGCCCUGUAGCUGCCGACUGGCCGCACCAUGGCGAGCGGCACGCCGUCGGCGGACCCGGAGCGCGGAGGGCGGCGGCGCGCCAAGCUCUCGGAGCUCAGCAGCUUUCUGCCGAGCGUCACCACGCCGCUGCUGGGCGGCGGCGGCGAGCGGGCGCGCCGGCUGCCGCCGCUGUUUGAGCGCGCCGCGCACAGCUGGUGGGAGCCGCGCUUCGACUCGGACAUCCUGGAGGGCCAGUACCGGGUGACGACGUUCCUGCGCAUCAAGCGGCGCCUCCAGAUCGGCGUGGCGUUCGCGCUGCUGGCGGCUGUGGUGUGGUGCGCGUACGUGGCCGUGUUCCGCGACCUGGUGCUGCUGUCGCUGCUGCUGGUGCUCGGCGCGCUGCCACUGCUCGUGGUGUUCGUCAUCAGCGAGACCUCCUACUUGGAGCACCACCUGGUGGGCGUGUCGGCGGCGGCGGCCGUGGGCCUGAGCCUGCUCUCGCUGCUGCCGGCCGUGGCGCAGCUGGAGGUGUUCCCGGGCGGCCACUCGGUCACCGAGCUGCCGCUCUUCACCUGGGCCGUGGUGACGGUGACGAUGGUGUACACCAUGCUGCCGCUGCCGCUGUACGUCUCGGCGCUGAUGGCCGGCGCCUACUCGGUGACACUGGAGGCGCUGACGGCUGCCGGCGGCGAGAGCAGCACCGUGGCGCACAUCGCCAUCCGCGCCGGACUCCACCUGUGCCUCCAUCUGAUCGGGCUGCGUACACUGGUGCUGGCACAGGCCCACAUGCGCAGCACCUUCAUGACGGUGGGCCAGACGCUGCUGACGCGCCAGCAGCUGGAGCUGGAGAAGCAGCUGAAGGAGAAGAUGAUCCACCUGGUGAUGCCGCCGGUGGUGGCUGGCUGGGCGCAGGACCGUAUGACGGAUGAGCGCACACUGCUGGAGUCGAGCAGUCUAGGCGCCGAGCUGGCCCGGCCGCUCACCAGCCAAACCACCAGCCCUGAGAUCAGCUUCAGGCCCUUCAACAUGCAGUCCAUGGACCCGGUGAGCAUCCUGUUCGCCGACAUCGUCGGCUUCACCCGCAUGUCGAGCAACAAGUCGGCCGAGCAGCUGGUCGGUCUGUUGAACGAUCUCUUCGGUCGGUUCGACGAGCUGUGCACCCGACACGGCUGUGAGAAGAUCAGUACUCUGGGGGACUGCUACUACUGCGUCUCGGGAUGUCCGGAACCGCGCGACGACCACGCCAUCUGCUGCGUCGAGAUGGGCCUGUCGAUGAUCACGGCCAUUCAAGAGUUCGACGAGGACAACUGUGAGGAUGUGAACAUGCGCGUGGGAGUGCACACGGGGCGAGUGCUGUGCGGUCUGGUGGGAACCAAGCGGUUCAAGUUUGACGUGUGGUCGAACGAUGUGACGAUGGCCAACAAAAUGGAGUCGUCCGGUCGGCCGGGCGCGGUGCAUGUGUCCGAGCGAACAGUGAAAUAUCUGCAGGGAAAGUACGUCGUCACGCCCGGGGAGCCGCUGUCAGGGCUGGAGACGUUUUUCAUCGGGGGUCGCCGGUCGCCAGUGCGGACCGAGAGGCCGGCCGAGGGGGACGGGGAGGGGGAGGGGGAGGAGCCCGGCUCACCGCCCAGUCAGGAGCGGCGCGACUCCUCCUCCAGCCUCCUGCACAAGAAGGCCUGCUCCUUACCCAGCAUCAUCGAGCCCUCGGGCACCUCCAAACAGCCUGGUUCUCCGGAGCUGACGUCUACGCUGGACCGGAGAGGACGGCGGCCUCGUCUGCGGACGAUCCGCACCGAUACCGACCUCCGAGGUCGACUGUGCGGAACGACGCGGACGCGGUUAACGAGCGGCAACUUUUGGCUUCACUCGCUGCCCGAGGAGCAGCACCCGCCGCACAUCACAGAGCUGAACGGAACGAAGCCCGGCGACCUGCCUUCCCACCGAGUAGCAAACUUCAACAUGUCCAGCCAGUCCUCAAUGCUGGAUCCCUCCGCCACAGGCGUUCCGAUACCCGGCGCCGGAGACGACACCGACCUCCUCGGCGGCGACGGCGACCGGGCGCGGCGCGUCAGCCAGCAGCAGAUGCAGCGCAAACUCAGCGACCUAGAGAUGAUCAAGUGCGUGCAGACCAUCACCAGCAAGGCCAACUACUUCAUCCAUCCGCCCAUCGACCGGCUGACGCUGUUCUUCGACAAGCCCGAGUACGAGCGGCUGUACCGGAUGCAGCACGCGCGCCGGCACCACGGCGGCUCGGACACGCUCUCGCUGCCCAAGUACAACAGUCUGGUGGACACUCUGGUAGCCACAGCCGUGUUCGUGGUGCUGACCGCCGAGCUGUACGCCACAUUCGAACCUAGCGUCGGCUGGGCAGUGUUCUCCGGUGUGGCGGCCCUGUGGCUGGUGCUCAUACAGUGUAUGAUGUGGCUGCGGCUCACCUCGGACGUGCCACGCGAUCUGGACAAGAUGCCGACGCGGUUCGAGCUCGUGUACACGUGGUACACGCGCUGGUACCCGUUUCACGCGGUGGGCGCGAGCCUAGUGAGUCUGCCGGUGGCAGCCGUGUUCGCGAACUGGUCGUGUGACGCGUUCGAGAGCGACUGCUCGCACGCCGACCUCUACUUUCUCAUGUUCCUCGUGGGUCUAGUGCACUUCUGCAACUUCACGCAGCUGAACUGCUGGAUGAAGAGCGGUCUGGCGACGCUGUUCGCGGCGGCGAUGGCGGCCCUACUGUGCGGCGUGCCCUGCGACUGUCCGAUGGAGCCGGUCGGGCCCGCGGAGCCGGACGGGGAGACGGGCGCCGAGGCGGAGGUCGAGCGCCGACGCCUCGUGUUCUCGGCCUCGUUCAUAGUCGGUAUGGUCGUGGUAGUGGUGCUGAUCUGGAUCCUGAACCGUGAGUUCGAGAUCAGCUACCGGCUGGGGUUCUGUGUGAGUCUGACGGCAGCCCACGACAAGGCUGAGGUGCAGCGACUGGAGGGACAGGCCGACUGGCUACUGCACCAGAUCAUACCCAGCCACGUGGCCGAAAUCAUCAAGGAGCAGGCCAAGUACUCUGAGAACCACCGCGACGUGGCCGUCGUGUUCGCCAGCAUCGUCAACUUCAACGACCUCUACGACGAGACGUACCACGACGGCCGAGAGUACAUGCGCGUGCUGAACGAGAUCAUCAGCGACAUGGACGACCUGCUGAAAAAGUACACCAGCGUCGAGAAGAUCAAGACGAUCGGCAGCACGUACAUGGCCGCGUCUGGCCUGAACUCGAGUCAGCGCAACGAGGCGCAGCGGCCCGACCAGCACCUGGUCGAGCUGAUGGAGUUCGCCAUCGACCUGCAGCGCACCGUGGCCGCCUUCAACGAGACGCUGUUCGGCUUCACCAUGGAGCUGAGGAUCGGUUACAACAUCGGCGACGUCACCUCGGGCGUCAUCGGCACCACCAAGCUGUACUUUGACAUCUGGGGUGACACGGUCAACAUCGCCAGUCGCAUGGACUCGACCGGUGUCACGGGCCGGAUCCAGACUACGCAGGCGUGCGCCCAGCUGCUCGAGCCCUACUUUGAGUUCGAGCGGCGCGGGGAGGUGUUCGUCAAGGGCAAGGACAACAUGGUGACGUACUUCCUGGUGGGGAAGCGCGACAGUGCGCCCGCCGUCAGCAACACGGUCAGCUAGUGCGGCGCCACGGGCCAUACUAAGGGCAAUAUUUUUGUGAUGUUCCAUGUAUUGUGUCGCAUAUCGCUGACGCUGGCGGUCACUCGCCGUCUUCAUACGCCAUACCACAGUGAGUGCCGUCGUCGGCCGUCGUGUCUGGUCGGCGUCGGCGCCGACAAGCGGUGAGCGUCGCCGUCGUCAGGUCGAGCUAAGAAGAGGUAGCUAGCCGAGUGUGCGCGCGUGCGUGGCCUAUUUAUACGCGGAGGGGCUGGCGCAGCUGGACGGGCGGCGCGCCGGUCGGCAGUUGGCCUGAUGCAUUCCUGUGGGCGGCGCGGCUGCGCUCCGCAGGCCUGUGCGCGGCACGUGCUGCGCCCAGUCCGACCACGAGCUUUCUGGAGCUGCCUCAGCUCGGUGGCGGCGCGGCGGCCGCUCCGCCGGCGCACGGUGCGGCCGUUCCCACUCUUGGAGCCCGUCCGGUCAGUAGGGGAGCCGCCGCGCGCUCCGCCCACACCGUGGUGAUCAGUCCAGUGACGUCACGCCAGUUGUUGUCGGCUGCGCCAAUUAGGAGCCGCACACGGCGAUCGGUGUCUUUGUUUGUGACAUGUGCUGUACGUUUUCACUCGCUCGUUUUUGCAAAUUGUUAAAUGGCGUUACGUUUCACUGUGCUGAUAAUGAAUGUUGACAACUGAUCAAAGGCGAUAUGGUAGCUGUUGCAAUGUCGAUUUUUUUAAUAGUUCAAAUGAUAAUGGGAGUCAUUCGGGUAUAUGAUUACGCAUGCCAGCUGAUGACUGUAGCACUGAGCGCCAGUGGGCCCAGUGAUCAGCUCCUUAUUAAUUGUUGUGCUAUAGUGUCCGCGUUGUUGUGUAUUCUUUCAUAUGAAGACAAUGUGACGCGAAACUGGCUGCGUUUUAGCUGUUCCUGACAUAACCAUGCCUCAUCGAUUCGAGUCGAUCUACCGUUCCGCCACUUCUGUAGGCCUUCUGAGCUCUGUAUAGCGAAACUGUUCACUUCAAUACUUCUACAUGAACAAACACUUUGUGUUGAGCUGCAGCGUCUGACCGGUCACAGUGUGUGUCUGUAGGGGAGGGGGGGGGGGGGACCGCCGCUGCCCCGGCGUACUGGCAGGCGAUGUGAUAUGCCCCGCGCUGCCUCGCACCCGCGCCUGUCUCGGCCUCCCUCGCCCUGUGCUGUUACAAGUGCCUCGCGUGUGCCCCCGGACGCCGGCGCGCUCCUCCCAUCCGAGGACGUACGCAGCGAGUGUGCGUGUGUGUAUGUGUGCAUGUGAGUCCGUGUGUCGUGUCCACGACUGUUGGAGGUGCUGCCAGAGCUACUUACCGCGUGUGCCAAGGCUAUGAAGCUAUAAUGUUAUGCCAGCGUCGGAACUUGCAUACCUAAAUGUGGUAGGGUCCGGCGAAAUCCACCCGUUUGUGCGGUGCCUUGUUGCUUGUAUUCAGGCUGGAUAAUAAAGCCAUACUGCUCCCACCCA